AUGAGCUCAAUCGCUCUUGGCCCGCUGCCACAGAGUGCUGAUAAACAGCUCCUCUUCUCUCGACUCGGUUUGAACGAACAGGUCCAUAAGAUGCUUCUUGGAGAAGCUCAGGCCGCGAGGGACAGAUUGAGUAGGAACCAGAUCAAUCUGACAGACCAGUCCAGAGCGGAUCCUUUGGUAACAGCACCUUACAAGUGGGACGAAAUUUCGGAAACGGCAAAACACUACGAGAUUUUGACCGUCGUGAACAAUGCCGGUCCACAGACCAGACCGUACUAUGGAAUGGGCCGUCAUACGACAAAUGUCAGUGAAGAGAGCUGGGUCGCAAGAUGGUACUUGUGGCACAGCUUUCGAUACCGGGAUAAUCGAGACCAUAGACCUCGCACAGGAGCCAGCAGCGGCAAUCAGGCAUACGGCGGCAAGUACCUUCCUGGGGAAUUGGAGACAUCCUGACUAGCACUGCCAAGAUAUUUGACUGAUAUCUGACAGGAAAUUCGACGUCUUGUGGGACCAUGGGCGGCUACUAUGAUCCGGUGUAUGGGCGUUAUCGCUGA
This is a messenger RNA of Ascochyta rabiei, 554 nucleotides long. RefSeq lists its product as uncharacterized. The record is from RefSeq and is a predicted model, not a curated record. Lineage: Eukaryota; Fungi; Ascomycota; Dothideomycetes; Pleosporales; Didymellaceae. The transcript is spliced from 3 exons. Bases 1 to 453 code for a protein of 150 amino acids.